This is a messenger RNA of Coffea eugenioides, 1149 nucleotides long. RefSeq names its product 14-3-3-like protein 16R. Gene Ontology annotation, biological process: signal transduction. Gene Ontology annotation, cellular component: cytoplasm. The transcript has 4 exons. NCBI's taxonomy places the organism in Eukaryota, Viridiplantae, Streptophyta, Magnoliopsida, Gentianales, Rubiaceae. The coding region runs from base 114 to 884 and encodes 256 amino acids. The record is from RefSeq and is a predicted model, not a curated record.
CUCCAUAAAACCGCUCUUCGAUUUCGUCUUCCAUUUCACACACACGGUCACACACUCUAACUUUAUCUCUCUACAAUUCACACUUUCUCUCUCUAAAAUUCCCCAACUCACCAAUGGCUUCACCGCGUGAAGAGAAUGUCUACAAGGCAAAGCUGGCCGAGCAGGCUGAGCGAUACGAAGAGAUGGUAGAAUUCAUGGAAAAAGUCGUCUCCGCGGCUGAGGGCGGCGAGGAAUUGACGGUGGAGGAGCGCAACCUUCUCUCCGUCGCCUACAAGAACGUGAUCGGCGCUAGGAGAGCCUCCUGGAGGAUCAUUUCGUCGAUCGAGCAGAAAGAGGAGAGCCGUGGCAACGAAGGACACGUGGCCGCUAUUAAAAGUUACAGAUCUAAAAUUGAGUCUGAGCUUUCGUCGAUCUGCGACGGCAUUCUGAAGCUGCUCGACUCCAAACUUAUCGGCUCCGCUGCCACUGGAGAUUCUAAGGUGUUUUAUUUGAAGAUGAAGGGCGAUUAUCAUCGCUACUUAGCUGAAUUUAAAACUGGAGCCGAGAGAAAGGAAGCCGCCGAGAACACUCUCUCGGCUUACAAGGCGGCUCAGGAUAUUGCAAACGCAGAGCUUGCUCCCACGCAUCCUAUCCGACUCGGACUGGCCCUCAAUUUCUCAGUGUUUUAUUAUGAGAUUCUGAAUUCUCCUGACAGAGCUUGUAAUCUUGCCAAGCAGGCUUUUGAUGAAGCAAUAGCGGAGUUGGACACACUAGGGGAGGAGUCUUACAAAGAUAGCACUUUAAUAAUGCAGCUUUUGCGUGAUAACCUUACUUUGUGGACUUCAGACAUGCAGGAUGAUGGCACUGAAGAAAUCAAGGAAGCUUCAAAGCCAGAUAAUGAGUAGAAAGCUGUCAAGUAUUAGGAUUGAUUUCAAUUUAUGCUUAAUUGUAAUGUGCUACCAAAUUCAAAAAGGGAGCGGAUUGAAGCUAAUAUUGAGCUCUCAUUAGUUUUAGGGCUUUGUUAUUUCAUAUUGUUAAGGCACUGCUCUUGCUUUUUUAUGCUGUUUUCAGCUUCAGAGAUUGAUGCUUUUCUGGGCUUUAUUUUAGAUAGUCUUGAUGCUUUCCUUUUACUUAAAGGAUUUAAUGCAUUUUGCUGCUUGUGGUCUUUAA